AUGGUGCACGCGAGUGCGGUCUCACCCGCUUUCCUCCACACUUCUGGCAGCACUGGCACCCGUGUUGCUUUCGUCGCGCAGCAGACCGUUCAACGCGAGCGGCGGUCGUUAGCCCCGAAGCUUUCCACGAGGUCACGGGCGCCCGUUACCCGACGUCCGCAAGCACCGCGCGGCAUCGUCAGCAGCGAUGGCGGCAGUGGCAACGCAAGCGGCGGCGGCGGGGGCGGCAUUGUCGUUGGGCCCGCGGCCGGGCAUUCCGAGGAGCAGGUGGCGUGGCUAGGCCGCUUGGACUAUUACGGGGGCAGGCAAAUGUGGAGGAAGGCGGAGGACAAGUUUCAGCAGAUGCAAGACGAGGGAGUCUACCCCACGCUGCCUCUGUGCAACAGCCUGAUGGAGGCCUACCUUAAGGGGAAGCGGUACGUGAACGCGGUGGGAUUCCUGGAGGACCUGUGUCUCGGCAACAUCCUCUCCGACGUGGCGCACGACGGCUUGCGCGGCGCCAAGGUCUCCCCCGCCGCCAGCGGCAGCAGCGGCAGCAGCAGCAGCAGCAGCGAAGAAGAAGCUGGCGAAACAGCUGUAGCAACCGCACCCAUCGUGCCCAACCUCCGAACGUUCAACCUCGUGCUGGCCACCCUCGCGUCCGCCGGAAAGUGGAAGAAGGCCCUGGACGUGUCGGCACCGAUGAGGGCGGGGAAAGACCCCGCCGCCGGCAGUGGGAGCGGGGGGGGGCGGGGACGCGGAGGCGGAGGAGGCAGGGGGAAGGGGGAUUUGGCGAGGAACGCAGUGAAGAGCGUCGCUGGGGGGCUCACGGCGGACUCGGAGACAUACACGCAUCUUAUCGUUGCUUGCGGCAAGGGCGGAGAACCCGAUAGGUCGCGCCAGCUCUUCGACGAGAUGCGGAGCAGGGGCAUCUCCCCCCCCGCGGAGGCGACCGCGGCGCUCAUCAAGGCCCUCGCCAAGGGCGGCCGGGGCUCCUCCGAGGCUCUCCGUCUGCUGGGCGACAUGCGGGCGGCGGCGCAGGGCGGUGCUGCGGGCCGCAGCGGAGGCGUGUACCUGGGGGAUGGUAUGCCCUCCGACGGGAUGGAUGGUGCUGCCAGGGAGAAGAGCGAGGCGGCGGCGCAGAGUCUGGGGUUCGAGGGCGCGAUAGAGGCGUGCGCCGUGAACGGGGAAUGGCAAAAGGCUGUUUCCCUGCUGGACGAGAUGCGCCAGGCGCGGAUGUACCCGGACGCCCGGUGCUACGGGAACGCCAUGCGAGCCUGCGCCGCGGGGGGCAACUGGCAGCUGUCCCUGGCCCUGCUCAAUACGAUGAAGAAGGAAGGCGUCACUCGCACCGCGUUCAACUACAACAUCGCCAUGCAGGCGUGUCGAAAAGCGGAACGCAACAAGAAGGCAAUAUCCCUGCUGGACGAGAUGGAGAAAGACGGAGUCGCCCCGGACAUCGUGACGUACAACACAUGCGUCACCAUCGCGGGCCAGGCCGGGCGGCUGGACCAGGCUCUCGAGCUGCUCAGGAGGGCUAGCGAGGAGGGGGGGCUAGAGCUCGAUGUGGUGAGCUAUCGGGCGGCGUUGGGGGGGCUCCGCAGGGAGAAACGGUGGGAAGCUGCCGUGAAGCUGCUGGGAGACAUGCAGCGCCGUGGGCUUGGGCCUGACGAGGUGUGCACUGCCAUGGCGAUGAACACGUGCGUGGCCGCACAGCAGCCCCUCCGCGCCCUCGACCUCUUCCGGGACAUGCGGGACGUUGGCAGGGUUUUCCCCAGGAUUUCCUCUGUGACCGCCCUGCUUGAGGCCCACGCGGCGUUGGGGCGGUGGGAGGACGCAUUGGUGGAGCUGAGGGCUCUCAGCGCCUCAGGGGUGAAGCCCGACGGAAGGGCGAUCGCGUUCGCUAUGGCGGCAUGCAACGCCGCCAGGAAGUGGGAGCAGACGAUCAGCCUCUACCACUACGCUCUCAAGAUGGGGAUUGAAAGCUCUAUGGAGGGCCUCGUUCUCGUGGCCAGGGCCUACGGUGCCGGGAAGGACUGGCAGGCUGUCCUAGGAGUUCUUGCCACCGCUGAGGAGGCUUGUUCUUCUGCCGCGGCGGCAGCGGCGGCGGCCAACGAUCGCGGUGGGGAAAGAGCGGCGGCGGUGCCGGCGGUAAAGCAUCCGCCGGCCGAGCUGUACGAGGUGGCGGCGAGGUCGCUGGCGCUGGCGGGCAUGUGGGAGGAGGCGGCCAGUGCCGUCAGGAGGCUAGAGAAACUUUCGCCUCGCAAGACCCGAGAGGGAGCCGGCGCGGCAGCAAGGACGUCCGCCGCGGGCCUCGGGACCUACGAGAUGAUCCUUGGCGCCGCUCUGGCCGCCGGCUGCUUCGAGGCCGUCCUGGCGCAGGCGGACGCUGCCCGUGCCGCCCUUAGGGACGCGUCCUCCUCGCCCUCCUCUUCGUCGGGGUACGACCACGGGGCCAGCCAAGGCGGGCAAGGCAGAGGCGGCGGUGGCGGCGUUCGCGAGCUCAACCCCGGAGCGCUGGCCCACGAGGCCGCCGCCGCCGGUCGCCUCGGGCAGUGGGACCGCGUGUCCCCGCUGCUGGCGAAGGCGAUGAGGUCUCCCGACCUGAGGGGCGUCGCCGGGUGCCGCCUCUACGCGGCGCUCAUCACUGCGGCGGCCGCCUGCGGGAAGCCCAGGCGCGGGCUGGAAGUGUUUCAGGAGAUGGUGGAGGAGUCGCGCUCGGGCGGCGGCGGUGGUAGCGCGGGUGGGAACGGAGACGGGGUUGAUGCUGCCGUGCUCGGGGCUGCGGCCGCGGUAGUGUCGGGCGGCGUCGAGUGGAGCGAUAGCAUGUCCGGGGAGGACGGCACCACCGGGGAGGUGGCAAUGGAAGAGGCGUUUUCGCGAAGCGGCGGCGGCGGGGAGCGCAGGCUGCCGCCGCCCGACGGCGCUACCUUCCUGGCCGCGCUGGACGCCUGCGCCGCCGUGGGCGGCGAGGAGUCGGUGACGCUCGCCAUCGGUGUCACGAAGGACGCCGCCGCCGCUGCGAGGGAGUUCCAACGGCCAGCGGGCGGCGGUGGCGGGGGGGACGCGAAGAAGCCGAGGCUCUCGAGUCGGCAGCUGGCGGCGGUGCUGUCGAAGGCCGGAGAGGUCUGCGCCGCCGUUGGAAAGGAGUCGACCGCCAUAGCCCUGGCCGCGAAAGCGGAGCAGCUCGUCGGCGAGGCGGAGGCGCCGUAG
Molecule: messenger RNA, 3192 nt
Organism: Ectocarpus siliculosus
Lineage: Eukaryota; Phaeophyceae; Ectocarpales; Ectocarpaceae
Source: the annotation of a GenBank genome assembly